UAGCAAGUUAACCAAAACGUGUAACGAGAAUAAACAAUAAACAUUCCAUUGUAUCGUAUUGUUUAAUUAUGGGAAAAACAUCGAAAGAUAAACGUGAUAUAUAUUAUCGGCGAGCGAAAGAAGAAGGAUGGAGAGCAAGGAGCGCUUUUAAAUUGCUUCAAAUAGAUAAUGAGUGCCACAUUUUAGAUGUGAGAAUUACAAGAAAGCUCUGGAAGCUGGGAAUGCAACACCCCCAAAAAUAGUUGCAGUUGAUUUACAAGCUAUGGCACCUCUAGAAGGAGUAAUUCAAAUUCAGGGAGAUAUUACCAAUAUUAAUACAGCGAAGGAAAUUAUUUCCUAUUUUGACAAUGAACAGGCUGAUUUAGUAGUUUGCGAUGGAGCCCCUGAUGUUACAGGCUUGCACGAUAUGGACAUUUAUAUUCAGUCACAGUUAUUACUAGCUGCGCUGAAUAUUACUACUCACAUACUAAGACAAGGGGGUACAUUUGUAGCAAAAAUAUUUAGAGCUAAAGAUGUUACAUUACUAUAUGCACAACUAAAGAUAUUUUUCCCCUAUGUCUAUUGCACAAAACCUAGCAGUUCUCGCAAUUCCAGCAUUGAAGCAUUUGUAGUCUGUAAAGAUUAUUCACCUCCUGAAGGUUACAAACCUCAUAUGCUAAAUCCUCUUUUAACUCAUAAACCAUGUGACUUUGAUGAGCUUACUGGAAUUAACAGAGUCAUUGUUCCAUUUGUUGUUUGUGGCGAUCUUAGUCAGCCUGACUCUGAUACUUGUUAUCCACUGAAUUUCGAAGGAAAAGAAUACACAUAUCACGAACCAGUACAAACACCGAUUGCACCACCAUACCAAGAAGCAUUGACUCUGUUGGAGAGUAGAGAUACCGAUUUUAGAAGGUCUGAUGUUAACGUAGUAGUAGAUAAUCUAAGUUCCAUGACCAUUACGGACUUUAAAAAACAAGCGAAGCAGAAACAUAAGGAGAUAACUAAAAGUGAAAUAAGCAAAUUGCAAGAUAGCAAAAAAGAUGAUGACAGCGAAGAUGUAUUGGGACUUGACCAACUAAUAUUUACCGAAUUGUUUGAUGAAUCUGAUAAUAAAGAUAAUACGACUGUGCGUAAUUACCGGCAAAAUUUAGGCAAAUAUCAAGUGCCAAAAACAAUUUUUUUUUUAUACACCUAUAAUUGGCAUCGUAUCGGCUAUGAUAGAAUAACAAGCCGAACUUGUUAUGUCUGCAAGAAAUUGUUCUGCUGUGCGAAGUGCCGUGAACGACAUGAAGAAAACAAACACACAAAACGCUAUCCGAACUGUCCGUUCUGCAUGAAUCAGAAAUUUCCGUUGAAAUCCUUCGAAGAUAAGGCAUUAGUUUCUCACAUAGUAACUAGGCAUCUACCUCUCUACUGUUACUUAUGCGGUGAAAUUUUCAAACAGAGCAAAGAUUUGGAAUCAUUGGGCAUUUGCAAAUGGUGGAAAUCAAAGCAACGUCAUUCACUGGUGUCUGCACAAAAGUCCAUACUGGGUACACCACCUCUGGUUUCAGACGAAAAGGAAUCGUCCCAAUUCGGCCAACUGACCUCACCGCCGGAACUUUAUCGAAAUACAAGCACGCCUAUGGUUGUCGACCAAAAGACAGGUUUCAACUUCAAAACGCCGAACGUUCCGAAUUUCUCCUUGAAAACGCCAAAAACUGAUUCCGCGUCUUUGAACAAUUAUGAAGAUCAUGGCUGUUCGCAAAGAAGCAGCUUGAAAUCCGAUAAUUCGAGCACUUACGUGACCUGCCCGUCUGUGAAUAUUCACGAAGAAACCCCAUUCCGCACGUGGCCACCGGGCCAUGGAAGUAAAGAACUUCCCAGAAGUCUGGAAAUCAUGAAAGACAAAAGUAACAACGACUCGAACGAACAUUAUGCAGACAAUAAUUGCGUGGAAUUGACAGACGUCGAGGACGAAAUGUCUAAUUCUCAGAGCUUGGGAACAUGCCAAACAGAGAAACGACCAGACUCUUUAAAGAAAGUCCGAUUUUCUGACCAAUAUGGAACUCCACCGGAACGUAACUCGAUGGCUGCUACUAUCAAUAUGACGGAGAACGAAGAAUACUUCGAUACAUCCGAGAUGAAAGAGUUUUUGGAGAAAUCACAGAUCAAAAUUUAUGAGGAUAAUGCGAAGAACAUAGAGAAAGAAAAUUAUAAGCCGAACAGCGGCAGUCUGAACGACAACGAACAACAAUCGGAUGAUUCUUCGCGAGUAGUGUUGAUGGUAGUCGUGGAGAAUAAUCCUAAGAAGACAACAUCCGAUCUAAUAAAUUCUGGUUUAAAGAAACUAGAAGGUAUUGUUACAAAUAGAAAUCUUUUGGUCAAGAAUAACAGUUUUCCUGGUAGUAGUAACUCGUUAACGUCCAUUGGUAGUUACUACAGCAUUUCUAGUCAAAAUUAUUACUCAUCGCCACAUGAAUUGAACAGGUCUGUUAAUAGAGAUUCAAAUACUUCAAGUAACAGUACCGAUAAUAAUAGCUCCGGUGGAAUUUUCUCCAUGAUGGCUAACGCAAUGAAAAGUGUCAUGAGAAGUUUCUCGGCAAUCGGUACCACUAAGAAUAUUGAAAAGCAACAGAUUUUUUCAAAAGAAGGUAACGCAUUAAUACCGUCUACUUCGGGGUUCAACUCUCUAUCAAAUUUGGAGUCUUUCUCUUCACAAAGAGCGGAAAAACGACCGCGAGAUGAUAUCGAAAAUGUGUCAUUAUCGCAAAGAUCAACGGAACAGGUUGAAUUGUUGAGUCCCGUCGCGAAACGACACCGUGGAUGGUACAAAAUUAAGGCGCGAGAACCGAUCGCGAGGAUGCGAAAUAAUCGACAAUUUUCAUCUCACAAUCAGCGAGGAGUAUCAUCCGAAACUCAAGUGUUUCAUCAGGGAUCGUUGUUGGUUGGCAAUACAGUUUUACCCCUACCUGAUAGAGCACACCAAUCUACGCAAACCGAAUAAUAUUGAAUAAUAAUUGAAAUUCAAGUAAUUAAUUUUAUGAUACUAUGUUUUAUCCGGAAAAUAUUUUAUUUAAAUUUAUUUAUUAUAAAUGGACAUGUUUGAUAUAUCAUUUGAAACAAUUGUAAUACUUUAUUUCGUGAUUGUAUCAUUUAAUUAA
Messenger RNA from Heterotrigona itama, 3122 nucleotides. The record is from the annotation of a GenBank genome assembly. NCBI's taxonomy places the organism in Eukaryota, Metazoa, Arthropoda, Insecta, Hymenoptera, Apidae.